Paramecium octaurelia is the source of this 6338-nucleotide messenger RNA. The record is from the annotation of a GenBank genome assembly. NCBI's taxonomy places the organism in Eukaryota, Ciliophora, Oligohymenophorea, Peniculida, Parameciidae.
AUGAAUAAAAAAAAUAAAAAUCGAUCUAAAGCAUUGAAAUCAAAGAUUAUAAAUCCUAAAAUACUUGAUUUAAGGGAUAAAAUCUUGAAAUAAAUCUAACUUUAAAUAGAUGACUAAUAAUUUGUUGAGAAUUUAAUUCUGGACUAUGAAUUAAAAUCAUAAGGUUUAAGCUUAGAUGACAUUUUUGAUGGUUGUAUAUGGAAGGUGAUGUUUAUAUGUAAAUUCUAAAACUAUUUUCAAAGAAUAAUUCAAUAAAAAAAUAAGGGACUUUAAGAAAUAUUAUAAUGAAAUUUUCUUUUAAGUUUGGUAGUUGUCAAAUGGUGUAUUUUAUAAAUAGGAUAGCAUAUCAAUUAAAUGGUAUUUCUUGUCUUAAAUGCAAAUGUAUUAAGUGUUUUUUACUAGUUCAAAUAAGGAUAAAUAAUUCAUGCUUUUAUUCGAAUGUGCAGUGAUAAGAAAACCAAAGUUUGAUAAUCAUUAGGUACAAUUAAGUUUAUUCUAGUUUGAGUAUUUUGAGUUUAUCCACACAAUUACAUUUAUAGAUAUGUUGAUUAAAGAUUAAAUUAAGGAUUCAAUAAUUAAUAAUAUAUUCUAGGAAUAUUAAAUAAAAAAUGCACAGGAUCCAAGAAAAUAAUUUCCAAUACACUUGAAAGAGAGUUAAGUUAAUGGAUAAUUUGAUAAGAGUGGAAAAUCUUUGAAUAUAUACCAAUUAUUUUUAAGAAAUGAAGAUUAAAAUUGGAGUGUGUUCCAAUUUUAAAAUCAUUUUUAAAAGUAGUGUUAUUUUUAUCCAAACAUAUUUGAUGAUCAAAAGAUAAAAGACAACUCCAAUUUAGUGUAAGUUGAUAAUCUCUAUCUUUAUUCAGAAGAGCAAUAAUAUAUUAAGCAAAGAGAACUAAAUUAAUUGAGGAUUGAAAAAGAUGCUUCGAUUUUGGAGUCAAUUUAAAACAUAUCUUCUCUAUCAUAAAUAUUGGAUACUUUUUAUUAGAUGUCUGAAUAAAAGCCCUUAAUAAAAACGACUGAUUAAGAGUUAUAAGUAAUUGACACUAAUUAAAAUGCUUUGGUUAUUGGAAGAAGUGGAACAGGAAAAACCACAUGCACAAUUCUUAAAAUUUUAUCUCAAUAAUUGCUAUUUGAGAUUUCAUAUACAUAAAAUUUAUAAUAGGAGACCAAAUUUAAUAUUGUGUUUACAACCUCAAAUUCAUUAUUAGUGAAUGAAAUGAGAAAGUAUUUUAAGAAAUUAAUUUCUUUUGAAAAUUCAAAGUAAUGUCAGAAUUACAAUUUUAAUAAUGAUGAUGAUUUAAAAAGCAAUGAAAUAAAUUAGGUUAAGAUUUUGUUAAAAAAAAUGAAUAAGCGAUUUAACAGUUGGCAAAUUGAUGAUAAACAAAGCUUUUUAAAUACAAAAGAGAGUGAUUUUCCUGCUUUCUUACCAUUAAAUUAGUUUUUGAUAUUGAUUGAUAAUUCUUUAAAAAGCCCAUUUUUUUAACAAAUCAAAAUUAACAAAAGAAAAAUUGAUAAUGCAGGAUGGCAAGACAAGGAAGGUGUUUUUAAUUAAAAUAUUAUUAAUCAAAAUGAAAAUUACAAAUUAACUUAAUUUAAAGCAGACUUAAUUAGUUAAUAAUAAUUUUAACUAUAUGAAGUUGAUUAUGAAUACUUUUGUCAUACUUUCUGGACGACAGUAAGAAAAAAUAAUUUUAAUUUAGAAGAAGAAAUAUCUUUCAGUAAUUUUGUAUGGUGUUAGAUAUAUUCAAUAAUUAAAGGAUCGUAAUUUAGUCAUACAUAUCCAAAUCGUUAUCUACCAGAAUAAAUUUACUUAAAUUAUCAAUAAUAAUAAUAAAUAGAUUAAUAAACAUUACUAAAUGUUUAUUCCUACUUUGUGUUAUAUGAAAAAUGGAAAAAUCAACAAGGUUAUUUUGAUUAGAUGGAUCUUGUUAAUUACUUAAUUUAAAAAAUAAAAUUACAUGAAUAUCAGGGUGUCAAUUUGCAUUUCUUAUUUGUUGAUGAAGUUUAGGAUUUCACUUAAGCUACUUUAUUUUUAUUCAACUUGUUGGCAGAAUAACGAAUAAUGCUAUCAGGCGAUACAGCAUAAAAUAUUGUAAAAGGUGUAGGAUUUAGAUUUUAGGAUUUAAAAUAACAAAUUUUUGGCAUAAAAGAUUUUCUAACACACUCAUUAACAGUUAAUUUUAGAUCUCACAAUGAUAUUUUAUAAUUGGCCAACAAUGUUAUAUCAAUUAUUGAAAUUUUAUAUCCGAAAACAAUAGAUAGUCUAAAAAAAGAAUAAUCUGCAGAUUCAGGACCAAAACCAACAAUCAUUUCUUCAAAAGAUAUCAAUUCUAUCCUUUAUUUAAUGCAAGGUCAAGAUGAUGGUAAAAUAGAAUUUGGAUGUUAUCAAGCAGUUUUAUCAAAAAACCAUAAGAAUAUUCCUGAUAUUUUGAAGCAUCUAAUAGUAUUAAAUAUCUAGGAAUGUAAAGGAUUAGAAUUUGAUGAUGUUAUUAUUUAUAAUUUCUUUGAUGACAGUUCUAUACCAUAAAAUCAAUGGGAAUUGUUAAAAUUUUUAACAAUUGAAUAAAUUGAUGGAGAGAAUAAAAUUAGACCAAAACCUAAUUUAUAAGCAGUUGAUAUGAAGACUUAUUAAAUAUUAUGUAUUGAGUUGAAAUAUUUGUACGUUGCUAUUACUCGUGCCAGAAAAAGAAUUUUUAUUUAUGAUUAGAAUCCUAAUUCCAGAAAAUACAUAGAAAAAAUCUGGACUGAUCUAAAAUUAAUUAAUAUUCUUAGAUUUGAAGAUAAUUGUGAUAAAUCUAUUAAAAUUGAACAGCUCAUCAUAAUAAAAAAUUCUGAAAAAGAAUGGGAUGAUUAAGGUAUCAAAAUGUUCUAAUUAAAAUUUUAUGAGUAAGCUGCGAAAUGUUUUAAAUACUCGAAGAAUUAAAAUAUGGAGUAUUAAGCUGAAGCUUUUUCAUUAGCAUCUUAAGCUUAAUAAGGAUUAUUUCAAUUAGAGUCAGAAAUUAGUUCUAAAUCUCACAUUAAAAAAAAUAACUCUUUCCAUUCAAAAUAAUAUUAUUUUGAUGUAUUUUAACAAGCAGGAGAUAAAUUCAUAAAAGCAUUUUAAUUAGAAUAAGGAGCUGCUUGCUAUUUUUCUGGAAGAAAAUACGAACUUUCCUUAAGAUAUUAUUUGUAAGCUUAAUCUUGGAAAUCAGCAUUAGCAACAAUAGAAUACGUAAAUAAUUAGGAAGUACUAGCAGGAAUUCUGCAUUGGAAAUGCAAAAAUUACGAACGUUGUUUAAAUAAUUUUGAAUCUUUUGGCAAUCCAAUUAUAUUUGUUUCUAUUUUGGCCUUUCUAAAAUAAUAACUUAAUUAUCGUUUAUUUUAAGCUAAAUUUCAUACUUGGUUUCCAUUAUUAAUCUUAAAACUUUCAUAGUUGAAACCUCCAGAUUUAACAUUAGAUUUCUCACUUUUAACUGAAAAUGUACCUGAUUAUAUUCAACAGUUUAAGGGUAUUCUUCAUGUUCUACAUACUUCUGUAAAAUUAGAUAUCUGUUAGUAAGAAUAACUAUUGGAUUAGAUAUUUAAUUUUGUAUAUCUUUUUUAAGAUGAUAUCCUUUAGUUAAUGACUAAAAUACACAUUAAUUAUAAUAUAGAAGUAUCUAAACAAAUACUGAAACAUGAAAAUUAAACAUCCUAGUUUAGUAUCAAAUUAAAAAUAUAAUUAUUAUAGGACAUAUUCACUUAUUAUAAGUUAGAUUCAUUGUUAGCAUUAUUGUAUCAAUGCUUUAAUAUAAAAGAUUAGACAAAACGUAUUAUUGGAAUGUUUUAUAAGGAAUCAUUUCUGUUUAAUAAUUAAAAUAAACUGUAAUUAUCUAAUGAUCCCAUCAUAACAAAAGAUAUUUUUCAAAUUGUUCCUUGCAAUUGGACAACAAAAAAUUAUCUCUAACCAACCUUUUAGUUAUGCUAAUUAGGAUUUUAUGAAUCAGGAAUUUAGUUAAUACAAAAGAUAUUAUCUUUAAAUAAUUUAUCUGAAUAAUAAUUCAAAUAUUGUAAGGAAGAUGAAGCUGAAAUAAAUUAUGUUUUUUUCCAAACAAGUUCAUAAAUAGGCUUUGAUAAUAUAAUAUCAUAAUUGGACCUCUAUUUUUAAUAAGGAUCAUUCUUAGGAAAUUAGGUUAGGUAAAUUGAUGGAUUUGCUUAGAUAGAAUCAAUUAAAAGUAAAAUUGAGACUAAUCAAGCUUUGGCAUAGGAUGAAAUGUAAUUCCUAUUUUAAAAUAUUAACCCUUUACAUUUUUAACAAUAAGUUAAUCCUGUUCUUUAAAGUAAACAAUUAUUAGUUGGCAUAAUUCUCUUAAAAAUAAUAGUAGAAAUAGAAAGGAUUCAAAAUCAUGUUAUCUAUUAAUAAUUAAAUGGAUUGGGUCAUGUAGAAUAUCAACAUUUCAUUCGAUUUAUUUAAGUUUGCAUUGAUCUCUGUAAAUACAAUUAAGACUUAUAUUUUUAAAUUAUUUGUUUGUAUUCUAUCUAAUGUGUAUUCUCUCUGAGAAUAGCUUCGAAAUUAACAUUAAAUUAACUAUCCUAAUCAGUAGUUUUUAUACAUAAGAAUUCAGUAUUAUUUAAAUUUAAUCUAAUAAAUUAAAAUGGAUGCAAAUUAAUAGAUAAUCAAAAAUAAGUCUACCUGUUUAAUUCUAAGGAAGUAUUAAAUAUUAUUUCCAAUUACCUAAAAGGGUUUCUAUUGAAUUACAGUAGAAAAUACUUUCAUCGAGAAUAGCAAAACAUUUCAAAGGCCCCUUUCAUAAUUUAACAUUUCACAUAUUUAAGAGUAAAAUUUAAAGGGAAUAUAGAUGUUCCUGAAGGAAUAAAAAAAUUUUAAUUAUUUUAGGAAGUCUAUUAUGAUUUUUAUUUAGAAAAGUGUGUUAAAUUGUAAAUAAUUGAUUCGUUAUUUACAAUAAUCUCGCAAUGUGCUGAACCAAGAUUGAUAUUAACCAAAAAAAUGUUAGCUGAAUUAUCGACCUAUUACUUUUUUAAAGGGUUAUAGGAAACAGAAAUGUAAUAAAUGCAUAACUAUAUAAUGAUUGGGAUAUGCAUCCAAAAUAUCUCUCAUGAGUAACACUUAUCUUUAAGGUUUAUCGAACAUUUAAAAUCAGUUCAAAAACAAUCUUGCUUGGAUUAUUAUAUUCAUUAUAUCAAUUAUUUAUAAAUUACAAACCAUUGCUUAUCUUUAGAUGCUUGUAAGGAUUACUUUAAGUUUCAUUAUUUAUAAAAGGAAUACUUAUAGCCAUAAUAAAUUUUAAAAGAUUUAUCAUUAAUAGCUUUGAUUUUAAUCUUCUACAAUGCUAUCUAAAAUAAUGUAAGUACUGUUUUAGUAACUGAAUCAUCAUUAAAAUUUCUAUAGCAUAACUUGACUCCUGGAAAUUCUUAUCAAAUUAAAGUCUAAGAGCAAAAUUCUUUAGAGGAUUUAAAUAGUAAAAUCUAGAAAGAAUUAGUUGAAAAGAUAUUUGAAUAAGUAAAAUAUUAAAUAGAUUAAAGAACUUAUUCUGUAUAUUUAAGACUAUUAUCAUCUAUUAUUUUAAAUGUAGGAUCAUUAUGGGAUGGUUUAAGUGAUAGACUAUUUGAAAUGGCAGAAGAAUUAGAAUACGAAAGUUAGGAUCAAGAUUUUUAAAUCUUGGCUGAAUUAGUUUCAAAACCAUUAGAUGAAAGAAGAAAUUACUUAUCGCCAUUUCAAAAACUUUGUUACAUUAAUUUUGAAUAUGCUAUUAUUUCUGGGAAGGAAAUUGAAGAGUAUUUAGAAACAAAAUACAAAAAAAGAUUCUUAGAAUCGAGCUUCUUAGAUAAAAUGAAUUUUUAAUAUUAAGAACAUUUUAAAAAUAAAUUCUAAAAUAUCUAUAUUGGAUUAAGAUUGAUUCUUUUUAGACCGUUGAGUUUUAAAAACGGUUAGAUUGUAGAAAAGUAAAUAGAGGAAAAAUUGGUUGGUUAAUUAUAUGAAAAAAUAGAUUUGAUUCGAAAGUAAAAUAUUAUAUUGGAUAGGUUUUAGGAUGUUACUUGAAACUUUAUAUUCAAAACUAAUUGAUAAUGGUGCCCAUUUCAUAGCAAUAACUGAUGAAUUACGAUUGUUGAGUAAUUUGGAGUAGGAAGUUGACUAUUUUAUUUCAAAGAAUGAACGAUACGCAAAUAAGAAAAUCAUUGAGCCUUCCAAUUUAUUGCAAGAAUUAGGAUAAAUAUAAGAACAAAUAGAGAAAUGGAAAUUAUUGAACCAAGAUUUGAAUGAGAAUCUGAAUCUAAUGGAGUAUUCAUUUUAGAAGUAAAAGGAAGAGGAACAAGAAGCAUAUGAAUUAUUAUAACAAAGAAUCAGUCAAAUUUUAAAAUGA